Aspergillus nidulans FGSC A4 is the source of this 1100-nucleotide messenger RNA. RefSeq names its product histone acetyltransferase nmy2. Gene Ontology annotation, molecular function: protein-lysine-acetyltransferase activity; histone acetyltransferase activity. The record is from RefSeq and is a predicted model, not a curated record. The coding region runs from base 1 to 1092 and encodes 363 amino acids. The transcript has a single exon. Gene Ontology annotation, cellular component: nucleus. Gene Ontology annotation, biological process: regulation of gene expression; regulation of DNA-templated transcription; chromatin remodeling. NCBI's taxonomy places the organism in Eukaryota, Fungi, Ascomycota, Eurotiomycetes, Eurotiales, Aspergillaceae.
AUGGCGGCCGAAAAUUCGCAAGCGCAGUCCCUGACCCGCAACGUCCAGCACGUCGUCCUCGGCAAUCUGCGCUUUCAAACGUGGUACCAAUCUAUUUACCCCGAAGAUCUCGUCAGCAAAGACACAGAUACCCUCUACGUCUGCCGAUGGUGUUUCCGAUACUCCUGUGACAUUCAAACGCACGCCAGUCAUACGCGACUCUGCCCGCACCGUACCACGCCCCCAGGGACAAAAGUCUACGACCACGCAGGCUACUCCGUUUGGGAGGUGGACGGCGCAGACCACAAACUCUUUGGCCAAAACCUCUCACUUUUCGCCAAGCUCUUCCUCGACCACAAAUCCGUCUUUUUCGACGUUGUAUCCUUCCUCUAUUAUAUACUCGUUUUUACCAACCCGAACAGUGCCGGCAAUGACCCGAACGAGACUUACCACAUCCUCGGCUUCUUCUCCAAAGAGAAGCUUUCGUGGGACGCGAAUAACCUUGCAUGUAUCCUUGUCUUCCCGCCAUACCAACAUAAGCAGCUAGGAAAACUGUUGAUGGGUAUCAGCUAUAAGAUUAGCGGCUGGGAGCGAGAUAGCAGCCUAAUCGGAGGUCCGGAGAAGCCGCUCAGUGAAAUGGGGAGCAGGAGUUACAGUCGGUUCUGGGAGGAACGGAUAGCCAGGCAUCUCCUUUUGCAUCCGUCCUCAGAUGGCAGCCAGGCCGGAGCGGGAGCGACAGCGGCGCAAUUAGAAGAGCCGAAGGCGCAAAAGCCGACCUCCAAUAAGGGCCGAAGGAAACACUCCUACAAACUCAUGACAGUUCAGGAGAUCAGCCGGGCUACAGGCAUGUUAACGGAGGACGUUAUAACCGCACUCCGAGGCUUUGGCGUCGUCGAGCCUGCAACGCCCUCAAAAACACGCAAGGGAACGCAGUCAGACCCUAAUGAGAGCAAGGCAAAUCCAGUGGUUAUUCGGCGGUCUAAAGUUCUGGAAUGGACCAAAACCCAUAAUGUUAGUAUACGGGAUCCCGUUAGGGAAGAAGGCUUCUUACUGAGUCAGUCGGAGCCUGCUACAGACCGGGAAUUGGAGAUUCCAGGUAGUGAUGACGAGUAACGCAUUUC